UUACUAGAUUGUGAGCUUGGAAUUGGCCAAGAUGAAGCAAACACUACUAGUUGUGGCAUUCAUUGCAUCAAUACUAAUCGUUGAUGUAAUAUCAGCUGUAACUCAAGAAGAAAUGAUUGAAAAGUUAAAAACUUAUGAUGAAGAAACUAAAAAAUUCUGUAAUGCUCAAGCUAAAGGUAAUUGGGCUGCACAAACUGAUGUAGGAAAUAAAGAAAAAGAACAAGCUCAGGCUGAAGCUUCUCUUGCAUACGCAAACUAUCGUAAAGAACAAUAUCACGAAAAUUUUAAAAAUAUUGAUACAGCAAGUUUUAGUGAUGAAAAUGUUUUAAGAAAACUUAAAAUUCUCAGUAAUGUAGGAACAGCGGCACUAUCUGACGAUAAAUUCAAUCUUUUAACAUCAACACGAACAAACAUGUCUGGAAUUUACAAUAAAGCAACUAUUUGCCCUUACAAUAAGCAAGUGUGUAACUUGGAGACUGAAGGAUGGACUUUAGAUCCAGAUAUUGAUCUCAAAAUGGCAAGCUCCACUGAUUUCGAUGAAAUGAAGUAUAUUUGGGAACAAUGGCAUGAUGCAUCUGGAAAACAUAUGAGAGAGCAAUAUAAAACUUACAUCGAGAUAUACAACGAAGCUGCAAUUUUGACCAAUUUUUCAGAUGCUGGUGCAAUGUGGCGCAGCCGGUUCGAAGUAGACGAUUUAGAAUCAAUUGUAGAUAAUUUAUGGAAAGAAGUUGAACCACUUUAUACUGAAUUACAUAAAUAUGUCCGUUAUAAGCUGUUGGAUUUAUAUGGUGAUAAAAUGAACAAGUCUGAUGAAAUGAUUCCAGCACAUAUUUUAGGAAAUAUGUGGGCACAAAGUUGGGUCCAUCUCUACGAUCGCAUUAAGCCAUUCAAGCAUGCAUCAUCCCUUGAUGUAACAUCAAAAAUGGAAGAACUUCAUCUUACUCCUAAACAAUUAUUUGAGAUGUCUGAUGAGUUUUAUAUGAGCUUAGGUUUACCGACUAGUAACAUGAGUUUCAACGAUCCAUCAAUUAUUGUUAAACCAGAAGACCGCGUUAUCGCGUGUCAUGCUAGUGCAUGGGAUUUCUGUGACGGUAAAGAUUUUCGUAUAAAAAUGUGUACAAAAGUUAAUCAAGAAGAUUUUGUUACGGUACAUCACGAGAUGGGCCAUAUCAUGUAUUAUUUACUUUACAAGGAUCAUCCCUUGCUUUAUAGAACUGGUGCAAAUCCAGGCUUCCAUGAAGCCAUUGGUGACACAAUUGCUCUUUCAGUUUCAACACCAAAACAUCUUGAAAUUGUCGGUCUUUUGAAUAAUUAUCAAGACAGUGAAGCUGAUAAUAUAAAUUCACUGUUUAAAAUGGCCCUCGAACGUGUUGCUUUCCUUCCAUUCGGAUUACUUAUUGACAAAUGGAGAUGGGAUUUAUUCAAGGGAGCUACAACAGAAAGUCAAUGGAAUCAACGUUGGUGGGAAUUGAGAGAACAAUAUCAAAAAGUCAGAGCUCCAUCUGUUCGCGGUGAAGAAUACUUUGAUCCUGGUGCUAAAUAUCAUAUCCCCGCCGACUCUCAAUAUAUAGCUUAUUUUGUAGCUCAUAUUUUAGAAUUCAGUUUUUAUAAAAGUUUAUGUAUUGAAGCAGGUCAAUACAAUCCUGCAAAUCCUGAUGAACAUCCACUUCAUAAAUGUGAUUUUUAUACCAGCAAACCAGCAGGAGCCAAGUUAAAGGCAGGAUUAGAAAUGGGAUAUAGUAGACAUUGGAGUGAAGCUUUAGAAGUUCUUACCGGAUCACGUGAAAUUUCAGCACAAGCAUUGCUAGAAUACUUUAAGCCAUUGAAAGAUUUCCUCGAAAAAGAGAACAAAAUGAUUGAAGUUCUUGCUGAUUACGAGGUUAAGGGAACUCAGAUGUGCAAUGAACUUGUAAAAGCAGAGUGGGAUGUAGCAACAGACUCAGAGAGUCAAACCAAGAAAGACGAUUAUGAAAAGGUCGUUCUUAAAAAUUCCGUAUUUACAAAAGAAUUUUAUGAGAAUCAUUUCAAGAAUGUCAAGCCAGAAGACUAUUCAGAUGAAAAAGUUCAAAGACAGCUGAAGCAGUUGGUGACUCUUGGACGUGAUGCAUUGGAUGAGAAUCGAUUGAGAAAUCUUACCAACACACAAACAACAAUGGAAACAAUCUACAAUACAGCAAGAAUAUGUCCAUUUAAUAAUACUGAGUGCAAUUUAGAAACCAGUGGCUUAACCCUUGAUCCUGAUAUGGGUAGAAUAUUGUCAACAUCCGAAAACUAUGACGAACUUCUUUGGACUUGGUCAGAAUGGCGUGAAAAAACUGGAAAAUUAAUGAGAACUGAUUACAGAAACUAUCUUAACAUGCUCAAUGAAGCUGCAAAGUUGAACGGCAAAGAAGAUUAUGGAGAAAUAUGGAGGGAAGCUUAUGAUGAUGAUAACCUUAUAGCCAAUGUUAAUAAAAUGUGGGCAGAUGUUGAGCCAUUAUACAAUGAAUUACAUACAUAUGUUCGAAGAAAAUUGAAGUCUGUUUAUGGAGCCAAAAUGAACGACGAUGAUGGGUUAAUAGAAGCUCACCUUCUUGGAAAUAUGUGGGCACAAAGUUGGGUCAAUCUUUAUGAGAAAAUCAAGCCAUUUAAAGAAGGAAGCUCAAUAGACAUUUCAGAAGGAUUCAAGAAAAAUAAUUAUACAGUCCGUAAAAUGUUUGACGAUUCGAAUGACUUUUUCACAAAUCUCGGAUUGCCUGAUAAUCAAAUGAGCUAUGGCGACACAGCAGUCAUUGAGAAGCCUAUGAAUAAAACCAUUACUUGUCAUGCCAGCGCAUGGGACUUUUGCGACGGAGAAGAUUUCCGAAUCAAAAUGUGUACAAGUAUAAAUCAAGAAGAUUACAUUACGGUCCAUCACGAGAUGGGACAUAUCAAUUAUUUUAUACUGUAUAAGGAUCAGCCUUUAACUUUAAGAACUGGUGCAAAUCCAGCAUUCCAUGAAGCUGUUGGCGAUUUAAUUGCUCUUUCAGUCAGUACACCAAAGCAUUUAGAAAAAAUGAAUCUUCUUGAAAAUUAUGCUGAUAAUGAAGCUGACAAUAUUAAUGCUCUCUUCAAAAUGGCACUUGAACGUGUUGCUUUUCUUCCAUUUGGACUGAUUAUUGACAUGUGGAGAUGGGAUUUGUUUAGUGGAAAAGUAAAUGAAACUCAAUGGAAUCAACAUUGGUGGAAAUUGAGAGAACAAUAUCAGAAAGUCAAGGCACCAACUGCACGUGGUGAAGAAUUCUUCGAUCCAGGCGCAAAAUAUCAUAUCCCAGCAGAUGUUCAGUAUAUUGCUUAUUUCCUUGCACAUAUUCUUGAGUUUCAAUUGCAUCGUUCACUAUGCAUAACAGCUGGUGAAUAUGAUCCACAAAACUCUACUAAACCUCUUCACAAAUGUGAUAUUGAUCAAUCAAAGGAAGCUGGUAAACUUAUUAGAGAUGGAUUGUCAUUAGGAAUGAGUAAACAUUGGUCAGAAGCUUUGAAAGCAAUGACAGGAGAGACUGAAAUUACUGGCAAAGCACUUGUUGAAUAUUUCAAACCUUUAUACGAAUAUCUAAAGAAGGAAAAUGAAAACAGUUCAACAAUCAUUCGUUUGAACAUCUUUGUAUUUAUUCUAGCUGUGGCUUUGAAAUAUAUUCUUUAA
Chironomus riparius is the source of this 3661-nucleotide messenger RNA. The record is from the annotation of a GenBank genome assembly. Lineage: Eukaryota; Metazoa; Arthropoda; Insecta; Diptera; Chironomidae.